Puccinia graminis f. sp. tritici CRL 75-36-700-3 is the source of this 1454-nucleotide messenger RNA. RefSeq lists its product as uncharacterized. The transcript is spliced from 3 exons. Lineage: Eukaryota; Fungi; Basidiomycota; Pucciniomycetes; Pucciniales; Pucciniaceae. The record is from RefSeq and is a predicted model, not a curated record. The coding region runs from base 128 to 1159 and encodes 343 amino acids.
CCCUAUCUGACCUCUACCCAUUCCUGCCCUUGUUUUCUUGAAGCCCAGUUCUUUCAUACUUUCCAGGCCUAAUCUUCCCUGUCAUCUCCUAUUCUUGUUCCAAGACUCGACUAUCUCCUCAGUCACUAUGGUUCACGCCGACUCAAGCACCAAUAUCCGAACCCGUGUUCGCUCGGCCUUUGGUCGUCUCCGCCCCAGCAAAUCUUCCUUGGGGCUGGCGUCUAUGAUCAAGUCCGACGCUGUCCCGCCGGUACCACUCCCCGUAUUGCAGCUUCCCAAUGAGCUGUCCUCGGAUUUCACUGAACCCAAAGUUUCCGAUGACUUUUGGGACAUGAAGUCAACUGCCCCCGUCCUUCUCAAGCGGUCUGACAAGAAGCUAUCAAAAAGGCCGACUCCUCGCCAAAAACCUUCUGCCGAUCACAGUAAACUACCAGUUCUGGAUCAAAUGCUCUUACAACAAGGCCUAUUGGAUUCACCCAUCAGUAUCCACUUGACUUCCUUAUUGGCGGAAUCGUGCCAAUCGCUUCUGUCAACCACUACUACUACUACUACUACCAGGACGACCAGACGGCGGUCAUCCUCAGAUUCUGUCUACUUAUCCAGCUUACUCUGUCUGUCCUCAGCUGGACCAUUCACGCCAGAACUAGUCGUCAAUCACGUUGGGAAAACGACGCCGGAGUUCUCGGCUGCCUACUUGGACACUGUUGAGCCGGAAUUCUGUCUGCCAGUGAUCAACUCGACCGAGACAACUGAGUCGCCCAAAACGAUCAAUUCGGCCAAAAUUCCUUGGGUCAGCUCGCCCAAUCCAUCCCUACGUGCUGUCAAGUUGAGCGCAUCGCCUUCCCAUCGGUGCCUCAAACGUCGAGGACUCAUCCCAUCCAACCAGCCAAUCUCGUCUCAGUUGUUACAAUCAGUCUUAUCCACUAGCACCUCGGACCUAGGCUGUCAUGCUGAGACCAAGGAUACCUCAGAGUUCAAACUCCAACCGGCUAUGUCUGCUGAAAUCGCAGUGUGGAAUGACGAGUCCGAUAAGCGCUCGACUCUCCGUCCACAGAAACCUACCCCGAGACAACCUUUGGCCAAACUCGAUAAAAACCUUCCUCUUCCAAUGCCCAGUUAUGGACGAAAAGCCGCUCCGGCGAAAGCCCAAACCCCUUGAUCCUUGCCUGCCAGUGCCACUUUCUGCAGCCCCAGUUUCACCGGUGUUUUUUCUCUUGUACUACCUUCUUGAAUAAUCAAAGAGUUAUCUCUAUUGCCCCACAGGAUCUCAAGAAUUCCUCGUGCCAUCACAUUUCUCCUAUUGUUUUCAUCUGACCCAGCUUGUUAUGUGUUUUUGCCCUAAUCCAGUGUUCUCUCUCUCACCUCCUGUUCUUGUUUAGCUUUCACUUUUUCUUCAGUCAUUCCAAUUCUUCUUUCCUUUUUAAUAUCCACCAAAAAACUUCCAGACAAUUUUC